AUGGAGGAUUUAAAAUUUCUUUAUGAUCGAGAUGAUUUUAAACAGGUAUGGUUAGAAAUAGCAGCUGAAAUUAAAAUACGAACAUAUGACAAAUUACAUGAUGUUUAUGAACUUAAGGCUUUACCAAAUCGUGUUCAAAACGAAAUUAUAGGUUUUGCUCGAGGUGUCAAGUUUAAUUAUGAAACAUUUUAUGAUACAGGAAAUGUUUAUAGUACUGCUCAUGUUGUAUUAAUUAUUCAAGAAAAUGGGAAUUGGUUAGGAAUGUUUCCAUAUCAUUAUACUACAACAUUAACAAAAGCAAUUGUAACAGCACUUGGUUGUGGUGUUUUAGUUGGUGGAAUUUAUUAUUUUUGUUCAGCAUCCCCACAGUAUCUUCAAUCUUUAAUUAAAUUCAUAUUAGAAAAUUCGAAAGAAGUAAUGAACGGAUUAGCUGGUUUAGCUAAACAAUUAUUUACAAAAGAAGCAUUUAAUACAUUUGUGAAGUGGUUAACAAAUGAUAAUUCAGCAUGGCAUCUAUUGAUUGCAGUUUGUAUUCUUCGAAAAUUACAAGGUAUUCGUACUUCUUAA
Messenger RNA from Adineta ricciae, 567 nucleotides. NCBI's taxonomy places the organism in Eukaryota, Metazoa, Rotifera, Eurotatoria, Adinetida, Adinetidae. The record is from the annotation of a GenBank genome assembly.